UGCAAUAUAUAUUUUUUGUUCCUCCAAUCUAAGUUUACAAAUUUGUAUGUGGUAAGCGAUUCCGAAUAUGUACUUGAAAAUGCAUCCAUAAGUUCGAAUGACAACUUAAAAAUACGGCAACUUUAGGGGAAAUAUAGAAAAAAGAGGCAAAACAAAAACAAUAGGUUUAUUCAUCUUUUGUCAAAAAAAAAGAAAAAAAAAAUUGUGAAUACUUUUUGAAAAUACACAAGGAAUUUAUUAAAAAUCUGAAGGAAAAAGUAUUUGAUCAGGAUCGCAUCAUACCAUUUUAAAACAAAAAAGAAGAAAGAGCAAAGAACAAAGGGUUGUAAAUUCACUGAUAUUACAGCCGAGCUAUAAGAAGCCAACGACAUAUUCCAGAUAACUUAUAAUGGUCGGUAUAAUUGAUGAUACGGACACCUGCUUACGUUACCCUGCAGGAACGCGUAUAAAAAUUGGUGAAAACAGUGGAACCGUACGCUAUGUAGGAGAGUUAUGUGGAUAUAAAGGAACUUGGUUGGGUGUUGAAUGGGACGAUCCUAAGCGUGGCAAACACAAUGGUACCGUAAACGGUAAGCAUUACUUUUAUACUAUGCAUCCGAAUGCGGGAAGUUUUAUACGACCUGAUAAGCUGGGGCCGUUUGAAUCUUUGGAGAGUGCUGCCCGAGAACGUUACUUAGGUGAUUCUGAAAAGAGCUUGGACCAGCAACUAAUACGCGAAGCCCAGGAAUCAUUGCAAGCUUCAUUGUUUGAAGUCGUUGGUCUGGAGAAAUUGGCACGGAAACAAAGUAAAUUUGAGCAGCUCACAGAAAUUAGUGUAGCUGGCUCUCCAGUUAACAAUGCCGGUUUUUUGAACGAAUUUACUGCUCUUACUGCAUUAAAUUUGAGUCAUACAUUGAUUUGGAAUUGGCAGACUAUAGCAGAAAUAUGCCGCCAAGUGCCCACUUUAGUGAAUUUAAAUUUAAGUUGUAAUCGUUUUGUUGCACCUACUGAUUCCCAAAUUGUUGAAAUGUCAUCAGCCUUCGAUAAUCUACAACUUAUUAAUUUACGUAAUUGCGGUUUUACGGAUUGGUCAGACGUAAUACAAACAGCACGCUUAUGGCCGCAUAUAAUGUCAAUAGGACUUCAAGAGAAUCCCAUCAGCGAGCUAAGCGCCGUCAAUACUAAAGAUGUUUUUAAGAACUUGAGAGAACUUGAUUUGCAUCGUACCAAAAUCAUGGACUUCGAUCAGAUAUGCAAAUUGGGAAAUCUUAAGACUUUGGUUUCAUUAAAUCUGAUGGAAAAUGGUAUUGAAGAAAUAAAGUUGCCCGAUUGCGAACCAAACACAAAGCUGGACAUGUUUAUAUCUUUGGAACAAUUAAAUAUGCUUUACAAUCCCAUUUGGAAUGAAAUGGAUGCUUUUAAUGAAUUGGACAAAUUACCGCGAUUAAAACGUUUAAGUAAGACUCCACAUUUAAAAUCGAAUUUUGAUGAAAUGCUAGUCAAGGCGGUUGGCUUGAUCACUGGUCUCGAAAUGGUUAAUAGAGCAGAAAUUUCCGCUGAAGAAAGACGUGGAGCGGAAUAUGACAUAUGGAAGAAAUACGCUUUGGACUGGCUUCAGGCUUCUAAAUUGGCCGAAUCUCUUAAGGAAUUUUAUAAAAAGCAUCGUUCGUACGCUUUAUUGAUAAAAAAAUACGGUUCGCCUGUUGAAUUUGUGCCUCGCGCAAAUAUAAAAGUAUCUAAUUUAAUAAAAAUACGUAUUUUAAACAAAAAAACUGGAGAGAUAUGGGAAAAGAAAUUUCCACGGAUGAUUACAGUGCAAACACUUCUUGGCCUGAUUGUCAAACGUUUUCAUUUAGAUUGCAUAAAUAUGGCACCUCAAUUGUGUUAUACUGAUGCCAGGCAUCCAGAACUAGUAGUACCUCUAGACAACCUCUCCAAAACGUUGGAUUUUUAUUCACUGCAAGAAAAUGACAUUGUGGAAAUUGAAUGUUAGACUAAAAGUCGUUCGUAAUUCAUUAUUUAUUUACAAAAUCAUUUUUAAGAAUUAUUUUAACCAAAUUAACCUUGUGUUAUCCAUGUCAUUUCAAAAUUUAUGU
Molecule: messenger RNA, 2075 nt
Organism: Glossina fuscipes
Lineage: Eukaryota; Metazoa; Arthropoda; Insecta; Diptera; Glossinidae
Gene: Tbce
Product: tubulin-specific chaperone E
Exons: 5
Coding region: 389-1972 (527 amino acids)
Source: RefSeq, a predicted model, not a curated record